GGAAAAAUAAAAGAGGGGAAGAAAAAGAAGAGAAUCAAGAUCUUUGUGCAUCAUAUGGAUUGCAUAUGGGUUUAAGGAGGGGCAUUUAAAGGGAGGGGCAUUGGACAUUCCUGUCAGUGUGUUUGUGAGAUGAGCAGAGGGAACGGAGAGAAAGAGAGAGACGGGCUUUGCUCCUAUGGAGAUGUGUGUGUGAUGAUCAGUCGACUCAUUAAACCUGUGAAAACUGUGUUUCCAUUGGAGGCUGCAGAGGUGGCUGUGCCGCUGGAGAGGGGUUUCGCUUCAGUGUCUCCUCUGGCUCUGUCUUGGAUUAUCAUACUCAAGCCCUGGUAUGCUUAGAGGACACAAACUGCCAAGGAUACAGAGAGAGGCAUGAUGGAUGGAUGCACUCUCCUCACUAGUCCGUACAUCUCCAGCUCUUCCCCCAGGCUUGUGCUGGCUUCUGCUCCCAGUUCCCUCCAACCAUCACCAGUCAGGCUGCCUGCCUUCCUGCUCCCACCCUCUCUGCAUGGAUGCUGGUGUCAACACACAUGAGAGGGCUAUGAUCUGGACCGUAUUCCGAGGGUUUUGGGCCAUGCUGAUUUAAGUUGGCACUAAUGGAUUUUAAAAGCCUUCACUAUAUCAUUUUACAGUUGUUCUUCCUCUCAUUCCUGAUGACGUAAAAUGCAAGACAGUUAAUAUUCUGCUCCGACUCAAGAUUUUUGCUGUUAGUGAAGACAAUGGACUGUCAGAUGGAUAUACAGCACAUGAAAACAAGGUCAAGUAAAUAAUUACUAUCUGAACUGAUUCAUUCAGUGGCUGCAUGCAUAUGCAAUGAUAGAUAUUAAAUGGGUGUUUUCUAAGAACAAAAGAGCUGCUUGCUUUGGACACCCCUCAGUUUGCUCAAGGUUGUCAGAAGGACUGGAUUUUGUUUUUAUAUCUCAGAGAAAUUGCCAAGAAAUCUGUGAUUGAAAUCAAGAAACAGGGAUUUGGGGAAUGGAUGAAAGCAAUAGCCCUUCUGCCGUUCUGUCUUCCGUGGAGAAACCUAAUCUCCCUCCAUGUGAGUGUUUUGUCUCUGGUGUGCUGGCAGAUUAUUUCAUGCUACAACACAUCAACAAACUAUCUUUUUUUCGUGUUCGUCUGUUUGGUUCCUCUGAUCUACUGCGGGUCCAAUAAAAUCUGGCCACAUGAGUGGAGGCGGCACCCUGCAGCAACGCACCACCUACCUCAUUUCCCUCACCUUGGUGAAGGUAGAGGCUGUUGAGGAGAAUGGGGAAGCCGGGAAGUGUUCCCUGGGAAAGGAGUUAGAAGCCAGAGCAGGAGGAAGUCCAGGUGAAGAGUUCAGGGUCACAGUAGCGACAGCUCCUGAAGUGGCUGAGAGCGGCGCUGAAGUGGACGUCGGACAACCACAAAGAGAUAAUGAUGCUGCAGCAGUGAAAGGGGGCACAGAUGAACUCAAUUAUGGUGAAAGAAAACUGUUAAACCCUCAAACAGAUAACUUACUCCCUAGUGUUGAUGUUGUAAGUAAAAGUAGUGAAAAGCCACCAUGCAGCUUCCUGUUCCCCUUACUUGCUGAGGGAGUGACAAUUCAAAAGACAAAGUCUACAGACUUAUUUGAAAGGAAGAAUCCCAUCCCAGAGGCAAAGCAAUGCAGUUCUCCAGCACCGACAGAGGGGGUAGAACCCAGCUACAGUCCAAGCACAACCAGCCUCCCUAUCCAUCCCCCAGGGCAAUGGCCGGGGAGUCUCUUGAAGUCUCACAGCAGUGUGACCACCCGGGGACGGGACUCCAGGGAGGGCAGGGAGCGCAGUCCUGCCUCGGCCCAGAGCCUGGAUCGUAAGGACUGCAGAGUUCUGGUGUGCUCUCCGGGCCCCUGCAGGGCGUCCUGGGCUGAGGCGAGCCAACCUGAGGGAUGGAGGAACCAGCAGGAGGAGGCUCAAAGUGGAAUUCCGCUGGAACUUGGAGGUGGCAUUGCUGCAGUGAUGAGAACCAUUCCCAGGAAGGAGAGACUGAAGACAGGCUCAAGCUCCCUGCCUGCACCUGCUACCCAAGCCCCUAAACCAGCACGGAAGGGUAAAAGCCGUACACUUGAUAACAGUGACCUAAAUAACCUCUCUGAAGACCUGGGACUGGCCAGAGAGGUCCACCAUGGGCAGCAGGGUCAACGGGGCUCUGCUAAGGACAGAAAGAUGCUUAAGUUCAUCAGUGGUAUUUUCACAAAGAGCAGUUCAGGGGCAGCGGAGUCGUCCACCAUUGUACCUCCCGUUUAUAUACAAAGAGAUUCCAGUGAGGAGGAAGUAAAUCUUGCCUACAGCCAGGAGUGGACACUGAGCAGAUCCAUUCCAGAGCUGAGACUGGGCAUUCUCGGAAGUCUGAAAAGUGGAAAGUCAGCGUUGGUGAACAAAUAUAUCACAGGCAGUUAUGUUGCAGUCGAGAAGCCUGAUGGUGGAAGGUAUAAAAAGGAAGUGCUGGUGGAUGGUCAAAGUAAUUUAUUACUGAUCCGGGAAGAAGUUGGGGCACCUGAUGCACAGUUCAGCAGCUGGGUUGAUGCUGUGAUCCUGGUCUUCAGUUUGGAGAACGAGGCCAGUUUUCAAGAGCUUUACCAGCUGUACAGCCAGCUCAGUGCACACCGUUCAGACAUCCCAGUCAUUGUUGUGGGAACCCAAGAUAAAAUAAGCAGCACCAACCCUCGUGUGAUUGAGGAUCAGAGAGCCAGACAGCUGUGCAUCGACGUGCGCCACUCCCUCUUUUAUGAGACCUGUGCCACCUAUGGGUUCAAUGUUGAUAGAGUGUUUUCAGAGGCUGCCCAGAAGAUUGUAGCUCAGAAGAAGCAGGCAGCAUUGCAGGCCUGCAAAUCCAUGCCUACCUCCCCCAGUCACUCUGGAGGUUCCACACCUGGAUCAUCAUCAUUCCCUGGACAGGCCAGUAAUGGCCUCAAUAGUGGCAGCACCUACUCCCUCCCCUCCACCCCUGUGGUGGCUCACAGGGAGCUGCGAGUUGCUCAGGUAGAGGGGGGAGGCAGUGUGAACUCACGCUCACUGAAGAGCAUCCCCAGAAGGCCUUCCCUUUUUAAGAACCGAGACACGGAUAAAAAAACUGGCGAUCCUAAAGGAGACCUGAGCAGUGUGCGUGGUGUUCCAAUCAAACAGAGCAUCUUGUGGAAGAGAAGUGGUAGCUCUCUGAAUAAGGAGUGGAAGAAGAAAUAUGUCACCCUGUCCAACAGUGGCGUGCUGUCUUAUCACUCCAGCGCCAGUGACUACAUACAGAAUAUCCAUGGAAAGGAGAUUGACCUGCUCCGUGUGACAGUUAAAGUUCCUGGGAAACGUCCUCCAAGAGCAGUCGCACCCACAGGACCCUCAUCUGCUCCUUUAUGUGCUUUACCAGGAGUUAAUGGACUGAAUAAAGAGUUGACAGCAGCUGAUAACACCAGCACAGUUCCUCAGUUGUGUCCAGCGUCUGUGUCCGUGGUCGAUGACCGGUCUAGUGGUUUGUCUCCUCAAAGAGGUGAGAAAGGACUUCAGCGCUGCCCCUCCUCAUUGUCUACUAAAGCACAAAGUGUUGAUGGCCUUGAAGGGACAGCUGGUCCUUUUGCAGGAAAAGAUCAAGGCCAAGCAUCUCCUAUGAGUGACAGGAGGAAGAACAGGAGGAAGAAAAGCAUGAAUCAGAAAGGAGAUGCUGCUGUUGGGCAAGCCGAAGCUAAACGCAAAAUGUGGAAAUUAAAGAGCUUUGGUAGCUUGAGAAACAUUAAUAAGACAGAGGAAGAGAAUGCAGACUUUAUCAUAGUUUCAUUCACUGGGCAGACAUGGCACUUUGAGGCUCAGAGCCAGGAAGAAAGAGACUCUUGGGUGUCUGCUAUCGAAAGCCAGAUCCUGGCAAGCCUUCAGUCGUGUGAGAGUGGAAGAAACAAGGCACGGAGGAGCAGUCAGAGUGAGGCUGUUGCGCUACAGGCCAUCCGAAAUGCCAAAGGCAAUGGUCUGUGUGUGGAUUGCGAAGCUCAAAAUCCAACCUGGGCUAGUCUUAACCUGGGUGCACUGAUCUGCAUUGAAUGCUCAGGAAUCCACAGGAACCUGGGAACACAUCUGUCACGUGUUCGCUCUCUGGACCUGGACGACUGGCCUGGAGAACUCUCACAGGUCCUUGCUGCCAUCGGAAACCACAUGGCCAAUAGUAUCUGGGAGAGGUGCACUCAAGGUCGAACAAAGCCCACACCUAAUGCAACAAGAGAGGAAAGAGAGUCCUGGAUCCGUGCUAAGUAUGAACAGCGUGCAUUUGUGGCUCCUCUGCAGCCAGCCUCGGGACUGGACCUUCCAAAAGACAGCAUGCCGUCUUCAGUGCUAGCUGCAGUGACGAGCAGAGAUCUUCCCAGGCUGCUGCUUCUUCUGGCUCACAGUACCAAGGAUCAAAUCAACACCGUGCCAUCCGGAUCUUCUUCGCUGCCUUGCACGGCUCUGCAUGCUGCUUGUCAGCUGGGAGAUGUAGUUAUGACUCAGCUACUUGUCUGGUAUGGAAUCGAUGUGAAAGCAAAAGAUAAUCAAUGCCAGACAGCCAUGAUGCUGGCCAGAAAGACGGGAAGUAAAGGUUGCAUUGAUAUUCUGCUCCAACACGGGUGUUCCAACGAGAACUCUCCUGCCGCUGCAACGCCAGUUCUCUCCCGCCGUUCCAGCACUGCCAGUUUGGGUCGAACCAGCUCCAGAAAGCGGAUAUCAUAGCAUAGAGUUAAAUUGUGAUGAAUAGAGGAUAGACGUGAUUUAAAAACAUUUUGGAAAUGAAGCUGAACUGAAAGUGAAGGAGGUGUUACUGUAGUUCAACAAAAUGGCAGGACUAGGGAAUAUAAUACAAAAGGAUACAACAUUGUUUCUAAAAACCCAACAACAAUAUCAAGCAUCUUAAAAGCAAUAGUCAAAGUUUAUCAAACAUAUCGCUGGAAUACUGUCUAUUUGUUGCCCUCAUUGGAAAAAACUCAAGUAAAACUGUAGCAAUCUUCUGCAAUGUUAGAGAAGACAUUCGGCUGCUUUCCUUUCAUUUACUCUUUAAGAAGUACGAUAAUCCAGUCACAGUGAUAGAAAGCAACAGAUUGUAGCUGUGUCAGCCCACUAUAGUGGAAGACUUUAAAAGAGAGUGUUGCUUUGUUUUGACUAAACCAAAAUGGCAUAUAUUUCCUUUGACUUUAAAGAUGUUAAUCAUGUGUGCCUAGUUUGGACAAUAUUAUUUCUUUGAUGAAUCAGCUGAAAAAUUUCUGACAAAAGUAGAAAAAUGAAUGGUUUAUAAUAUGAAAUAUGUCAAUGUUAUGAUCGCAGGUCUGAGAUGUGAUGUUUUAAUAUACUGUAUAUGUACCUAUACAACAUAUGUAAUGUUUAACCCUGUUACAGAGGUAAGCUUAAAAAGACAUACAAUUUUGUAAAUUAUUUCUUACCGUUACUUUUGGAAAAUAUUGUUUCUUUUUUGUCAUUGUCCUUCAAAACCAGUGAAUGGUUUUACAUAUCUAACUUUUUUUUUUGGGGCGGGGGGGCACAAGUAGAUGGCAGUUGUGUGGUCAAUCCCAGUGAGUGAAGUUAUGAAGCUAAGACUGGUGUUAAAGUUACUUCUGACACUGUGGGUUGUGUGAACUCCUCACCAGAGGAGAAGAAUAAAUUGUUUUUAAAUCA
Molecule: messenger RNA, 5621 nt
Organism: Cololabis saira (Pacific saury)
Lineage: Eukaryota; Metazoa; Chordata; Actinopteri; Beloniformes; Belonidae
Gene: agap2
Product: ArfGAP with GTPase domain, ankyrin repeat and PH domain 2
Exons: 19
Coding region: 1164-4685 (1173 amino acids)
Cellular component (GO): nucleus
Molecular function (GO): GTPase activator activity; GTPase activity; protein binding
Source: RefSeq, a predicted model, not a curated record